GUAUAAGCUUCUUUUCACUUCAAUUGUGAACUGUGAAGUACGGGCGCUUGAAAAAACUUCAGAAAUUGACAAAUUGUAUUGUUGCGACGUGUUGAUAUGAACUCAGGUAUUUAAUGGUACAAAAGGCUUGUUGGCGAGUGCGCGCGACCCAUAGGGUGUUAAGACGUUUGGCUAUGACCACAAAGAAACUGGUUCUUCUUAUUGGUCUAUCUCUGGGUUUUUACACUUCAAUCAUCUCAACACUUCUGACGAGGGGCAACAAAUCAAUUCAAGGUGAACGUAAUUUAUUCCACACGCAAUUUAUUCAAAAUAACCGCACAAACGCGCACUUUACCGACAUUGGAAGAGACGUUGCACCGCGAGUGGAUAACAAUGAUCAAAAAUCGACAAGCACGCGUGUAUUUUUGAAUAUUAUAAAAUCGUCGAGAGUGCAGGUCAAGUACAACACAUCUUUACCACCGGAUUGCUAUAGUAUCAUACGAACCGCCGAGACAGGAAAUGACUUGCAUUCUACAAUUAAUCCAACGAGGUCAAUUGCACAGUCGCUAAUGGUGAACAAAUUAGGCGCAGACGUGAAACGCUUCCCUACCACUUUAAUUAUAGGGAUGCGAAAGGCAGGCACGCGUGCUUUACUAACUAUUCUCCGACUGCACCCUCAGGUAAAAGCAUGCGGGUCUGAAAUGCAUUACUUCGACAUCAGAUAUCCGCGUGGUUUGCAGUGGUAUCUUGAUCAGAUGCCAUAUGUGGAAACAGGACAGCAAGCUAUUGAAAAAACACCGAGUUAUUUUGUGGUUAAAGGUGUACCCAUAAGGAUUCUCGAAUAUGCGAAAAACAUAAAUAAGACGUUGAGAUUUCUCGUAAUUGUUCGCGACCCAACGGUCAGGGCAAUUUCCGAUUAUGUACAACUUAAUUUGACUAAUCGACGAAAAUACAACAAUGUCCUGAAGCCUUUCAAAAACAUGGCUAUUAAAACAGUAAUUCGACAUUUGCCGUGCGUAAACUUGGGAGUAAUUAAAACUGGUGUUUAUAGUAAACACUUACAGCGAUGGCUGAAGUACUUUCCCAUGAAAUCGUUUCAUUUUGUCAGCGGAGAACAGCUUGUUAGUAAUCCAUACGACGAAAUCAAAAAAGUCGAAGAAUUUCUUGAGCUCAAGCCGUACUUCUCAAGAAGCAAUUUUGUUCAUAACAACGAGAAGGGUUUUCCCUGCUUUCGCGGAUCAACCAAUAAGAAAGAGCGUUGUUUGGGAAAAAACAAAGGUCGUCUUCACCCGAAAAUUGAGCCAGCUGUUUUGAAUGAACUGAGACGUUACUAUAGACCUUUUAACGAGCAAUUAUACAAAAUGGUUGGUCGAGAUUUUCGUUGGCCUUAGGUCAACUAAUUUUAUGCGGAUAAAAUCCAAAGAUUCUUAUUCAAAAUUCACGCAAUAUAAACAAUGAGAUAGUUUGGCCUGCAAG
This is a messenger RNA of Xenia sp. Carnegie-2017, 1455 nucleotides long. Its product is annotated as heparan sulfate glucosamine 3-O-sulfotransferase 1-like. NCBI's taxonomy places the organism in Eukaryota, Metazoa, Cnidaria, Anthozoa, Malacalcyonacea, Xeniidae. The record is from RefSeq and is a predicted model, not a curated record. Gene Ontology annotation, molecular function: [heparan sulfate]-glucosamine 3-sulfotransferase activity.